Messenger RNA from Oppia nitens, 1158 nucleotides. RefSeq names its product sodium/potassium-transporting ATPase subunit beta-like. The coding region runs from base 115 to 1158 and encodes 347 amino acids. Gene Ontology annotation, cellular component: sodium:potassium-exchanging ATPase complex. The record is from RefSeq and is a predicted model, not a curated record. Gene Ontology annotation, molecular function: ATPase activator activity. The transcript has 4 exons. Gene Ontology annotation, biological process: intracellular sodium ion homeostasis; sodium ion export across plasma membrane; potassium ion import across plasma membrane. NCBI's taxonomy places the organism in Eukaryota, Metazoa, Arthropoda, Arachnida, Sarcoptiformes, Oppiidae.
AACAAUUUUUUUUAAAAAUAAUUAGUUUUCAAUUUUUGUGUGUGUUUUGUAUUAUUAUUAGUGGGUGUGCAUCAAUUGGACUAAUACAAACACACACACACACACACCAACAAAAUGUCUACAAAAAAAUCUGAAAAAUUUUUCAAUCAAUUAAAAACCCAAAAUAAUAAUAUGCUGUCAAUAAUUGUAUCGUUGGCUAAGUUUAUAUGGAAUCCUAAGACCAGACAAUUUUUUGGUCGCACCGGUAGCUCAUGGCUUAAGAUCCUAACAUUUUACAUAUGUUUCUACUGUUGUUUGGCUGGAUUUUGGCUACUAAUGCUAUAUGUGUUUUAUCAGACUGUCGAUCCACUGGUACCCAAACGGCAAUACUGGGACAGUCCUAUUGGUUGGACACCGGGACUUGGUUUCAGACCGCGCGACCAAAACGGUGUCAGCGAUAGUAUAGAAAUUCGGUUCAAACCGGAAGGACUAGAAAUGGACGRYAAUAACAAUAACAACAACAACAAGGACUGGAAGUACUGGUCAGACAGUUUGGCUGACUUUCUGGAGCCAUACGAAAAGGCUGCUACCGGUGCUCAUAACGACUUUGACGACCAGUGCUCGGACGGCGGCGGCGGCAAACCUGUGUCAACCGAUACUGACCAGAGAUACUGUUUGUUUGAUAUUAAAACAAUUGACGCCAAUUGCAGUCGUGAUCGGGAUUUUGGSUAUAAAACAGGCGAUCCUUGUGUUCUCAUUAAACUUAAUAGAAUAUACAAUUGGAUGCCCGAACCGUAUACUAAUGAUGACCUGGAGGAUGACAACAAUAACCAAUUGGUAAUACCAGAUGAAAUUAGAUCAAAAAUAUUGGUCACCACCACCAACAACAACAACAAUCAAACUAUUAAACCAAUGAUUUAUAUAACAUGCAAUGGAAAGAGUAUAGACGAUAGAGCCAACAUAGGACCGAUACACUACUACCCGCACCAGGGCAUGGAAAUUAAAUACUACCCGUUUACCAAUCAACCCGGUUAUCUAUCGCCGUUUGUUUUUGUCCACUUCCCUGAGCCGGCAACCGGUGUCCGGAUUGGUGUCGAGUGUAAGGCUUGGGCCAGAAAUAUACAACAAAAUCGGGCGGACAGAGAGGGAUACAUACAGUUUGAACUAUUUAUAGAUUAG